Gigantopelta aegis is the source of this 2223-nucleotide messenger RNA. RefSeq names its product neurogenic locus notch homolog protein 1-like. The transcript is spliced from 17 exons. The record is from RefSeq and is a predicted model, not a curated record. NCBI's taxonomy places the organism in Eukaryota, Metazoa, Mollusca, Gastropoda, Neomphalida, Peltospiridae. Bases 151 to 2028 code for a protein of 625 amino acids.
CAUUUCCGAAGUUAGUUGACGCUAAUGCCUUUUACAUUGAGGCCAGAUUUCGCAAUAUGCAAAUUAUGUUCAUUAUUGCGAUUCUCGCUUAGUAUUUAACGACGAUUUCGAGUGGCUAUUAUUGGUUGUUGGCCACAGGAGAAGUUCACGAUGGAAAACUUGCUGAAGACAGCUGUCAUUGUUUUGUGUCUGUGCUGUCUGGUGUUUGCCGAACCACCUCCCGAACUGAAUAAGGCAGAGCCAGAAUUAAUCGAGGAUGGAGUGGUAAACGAGGACAACAAACUUGGCAUUAAGCCAAAUGAAUCCCCAAAAGGCGAGAAUGAUCGACGACGACGUGAAAUCGAUAGAUCGACCUGUGAGCAGAAGUAUCUGGACCUGUACGAAAACCACACCAUGUGUCUUGUGGACGUCGGCGUCUCCAACUCGGUGUUGUCAGACGCAGAAAAAACGGCCAUCGUGAAGCAACACAACGACUACCGCAAAGGCGUGCAGCCUACUGCCACCAACAUACUCAAGCUGAUUUGGGAUGACGACAUCGCAAUAGUAGCAGCCAAGUGGGCGAGGCAGUGUGUGAGAGGUCAUGACGGGGGCACGGCACACGCCGUUCCAGAAUUACCAAAGGUUUACAUCGGUCAGAACGCAGCAUACGGGUUCUACAGCUACGAGGCCGCCAUCAAAGCCUGGUAUGACGAGGUAGCCGACUAUAAGUUCGGCGUUGGAAGAGUAGGUGCUGAUGUAACCAAGAAGGUCGGCCAUUACACGCAGGUUGUUUCGGCAGUCGCUACACGAAUUGGCUGUGGAUCGGCAUAUUGCGAAAACAGUGAAUACGCCAGUAAAAUACAUCAUAUAUGUAACUAUGCCGUAGGACAGAGUUCCAUACAAUACCCGUACAUAAGUGGCACCAGCGCUGCAGCAUGUCCCAACAAGCGCUCUGGCAACCUAUGUGACUGUGGUGGGAAACUGUGCUUUAACGGAGGAACCAUAGACAUAAGCACCUGCACCUGUACCUGUCCAGCUCUGUAUAAGGGUGACUUGUGUGAAACCCUGAAUUGUCCAACACUAGAUCCAAGCUCCUGCAGUAUCUAUACAUUGGACAAAUGUCAAACCAACCUCUAUGUGCGUAACGCGUGUCCUCAGCGUUGUGGUAUCUGUCCGAAACCAUGCAAUGGCUUGUCGUGUCAAAACCUGGGCACCUUGGACUUGAAUACCUGCAAGUGUCAGUGUCUUUCAGACUACUCGGGGACGUCAUGUGAGACACUAACCUGUCCGACAUCUCAGAGCUGGUGGUGUGCUUCCCGAACAACAGAUGACUGCACCCGCUACUACAAUCUUCCGUAUAUUUGCCUCAUACAGUGUGGAAGCUGUGAGAAACCCGCAGCGCCAUGCAAUGGCUUGUCGUGUCAAAACCUGGGCACCUUGGACUUGAAUACCUGCAAGUGUCAGUGUCUUUCAGACUACUCGGGGACGUCAUGUGAGACACUAACCUGUCCGACAUCUCAGAGCUCGUGGUGUGCUUCCCGAACAACAGAUGACUGCACCCGCUAUUACAAUCUUCCGUAUAUUUGCCCCAUACAGUGUGGAAGCUGUGAGAAACCCGCAGCGCCGUGUAAUGGCUUGAUUUGUGAGAACGAUGGCACCCUCGACAAAACCGCAUGCACGUGCAAGUGCCAGGGUUCGUAUUAUAGCGGAGACCGAUGUCAAACACUGACCUGUCCAACUUCAGUGUCAAAAUCGUGCGCUACUUUGGCGAGUGACGCGUGCACGAGAUACUGGAACGUCAAGUAUCUCUGCCCUAUGAUGUGUGGAAAAUGCGGACCUUUGCCAUGUGGUAAGAUCUGUAGAAACUACGGUACUUUAGACACGAAUACCUGCACUUGUCGGUGCGAAGCGGCUUAUUCUGGGGAUACGUGCACAACAUUGACUUGUCCUGCAUCUGAUCCAGCCAUUUGCGGCACAGAGUGGUCAAGUAGUUACUGCAAGUAUAGCAACGUGCCCUACCACUGUCCAACGAUGUGUGGAAAAUGCUGAGCUGCUUUAAAUUAUUCAUGCUGAGCAGUUAAUUACAACCAAAGCAAAAUGUAACAAGUUAAAUGACAAUGUUAAAGGAGAGGACAAUUACGGCAUUUGGCCUGGUAUGCAUAUUCAACGAUAUAUAAUGCACAUUAUUGCUUAAUAUCAACACGUAUAAUCGUAUAGUUAAUUAAUAAAACUGUUAAAUGUGAC